Molecule: messenger RNA, 1321 nt
Organism: Rhizophagus irregularis DAOM 181602=DAOM 197198
Lineage: Eukaryota; Fungi; Glomeromycota; Glomeromycetes; Glomerales; Glomeraceae
Source: RefSeq, a predicted model, not a curated record
GUCAUCCAUCAUUAGCAAAUAAAUUAGAAUCAACAUUCUUUAGAGUUACAAUAACUGGAACAACAAUUUUUACACCACAAUUAAUUUCAUCCUCAAAUUCAUCAGUUCUCGUAUAUGAAGCCCCAUUAAUGGAUCAGGGAGAUUAUAAAGUACAAGUACGAUUAACAUUUUAUGAUUAUACAGAAAUUUAUUCUUUCGAAUCUGAUGAAAUACCAGAUCCAAGAUUAUCUCCAAAAGUAAAAAUAAUUGAUCGUGUUAUUGUAAAUGGAAGUUUCACAUUUAAAGUUGAACAAUCUCCUCUAUGGGAUAGAUUAAAACCUGAAUUACCUGAUUCAUGUUCUGAUAUUUCCAUAUUGAGAGGAAGAUGGACUGGAGAUCUUUCACAAUUUAUACCAUAUAAUUGUAUUAUACCAAAAAAUCCUGAUAAGAACUUUUUAGAAAUCCAAGUUUUUAACAAAGGAUAUCCAAAAUUUAUUGAUUAUAAUAAUUUACCUUUUAGAUAUACUUGGAUAAGAUUCUUGGGAGAUUCAAAUACAAGAAGAUUAUUUAAUAAAGUUCAAGGUAAAAUAGGAGGUUCAUGUAUUGCGAUAAAAGAUGGUCAAAAUAAGAGUAAAAAUACCCAAUACUUUUGCAAAGCAAAUUAUACACAAACAGAUUUUCUUGGAGAAAAAGAUCCUCGUCCAAGAGAAAUUUAUUUAACUUAUGAAUGGUAUUUUCCGGAAAGUAAUUAUAGUUUGGAAACUUUAUUAAGUAACACAUUUGAACAAUCUUGUAAACAAUAUGAUAAAUGUAUGGAAAAUAUACAAUGUGAUUCAAAUACUAUUAGUUCAAAAAAUAUUUGUUCAACAAAACAAGCAGAUUAUACAUUUAUAUCUAUUGGAUCUCAUACUCCAGGAUGGAAUGUUGAGAGUAAUGAUAAAUAUCUUGAAAAAAUAUUUCAGCAAAUUCAUGAUGCGAAUUAUAGAGAAAAACUUACAUUUAUUACCACUAAUGUCGUUAAUAUAAAUAAAAUACCAGAAUAUUAUAAAAAUCAAUAUUUAAUAAGAAAUAAUUUUAGGAUAACAAAAGUUAAUGAAUUAUUAAAGAAAUAUGUUGAUAAAAGUCAAAAAGAUGGUUACAAUAAUAUAGAUUUAUUAGAUUUUUUUGGAACCACCCAACCAAUAUGUGAAUAUUCAGGUGAUGCUGUACAUUAUAAAGAUAGUGUUUAUCAAGAACAAACUCGAUUGGUACUUGAUAGAUUAGUUAGUUAUAUAAAAACGAUACACUAAAUAAAUAACCUUAAAUUUUUUUAUGUAAUUAUACAUAAUUAAUAUGUAAAUCC